Messenger RNA from Babesia bigemina, 210 nucleotides. RefSeq lists its product as hypothetical. Bases 1 to 210 code for a protein of 69 amino acids. The transcript is spliced from 3 exons. The record is from RefSeq and is a predicted model, not a curated record. Lineage: Eukaryota; Apicomplexa; Aconoidasida; Piroplasmida; Babesiidae.
AUGCCUUUGUCGCAAUCCAUCUCCAUUGGUGAUUUAGGCCUGAUUUUAUUAAAAGUCCAAACUGUGAUGGAGUUCCUUGUGAUUAUUACGGAUAAAUUAAUCGGCGAUGGCCCUGUAGCUGAAGUUCUGGAAUACAGGUUAGUGGAGUUGUACGAGCUCGAGCAAGCGACACAGGAAUUGAACACAACGACGUUAGAGGCUUUGUAUUGA